This is a messenger RNA of Pteronotus mesoamericanus, 3254 nucleotides long. It is a transcript of the gene ODR4, whose product is annotated as odr-4 GPCR localization factor homolog. The record is from RefSeq and is a predicted model, not a curated record. Gene Ontology annotation, biological process: intracellular protein localization. The transcript is spliced from 15 exons. Gene Ontology annotation, cellular component: endomembrane system. NCBI's taxonomy places the organism in Eukaryota, Metazoa, Chordata, Mammalia, Chiroptera, Mormoopidae. The coding region runs from base 347 to 1711 and encodes 454 amino acids.
GGAGGGAGACCCUGGGUUUGGAGUGGGAAGUGAGGUGUGGGAAGUCCGUCGCUUUCUGAUGAAUUCAUUGGCCGCUGGAGACCAGUACUUGAACCUUGAACUCCCGUCUCAGGCGGACUGGUUGGUACAUCUGUCGGCCACGCGUACAGGUAAUCAAGAGUGCAGAGAAAUUGAAUCGCCUUGUCGCAGUGUUUGGACAACUUGCAAAGCUUCGGCUGAAACACAGCAUUUCAGGAAAAAUUGAACUGUAAGGCAGGAAUAUGCAACCCAUGGCCCGCGGGGCUACAUGCAAUCCAGGAUGGCUAUGAAUGCGGCCCAACACAAAAUCGAGAUUUAAGUCUCAAUAAUGGGAAGAACCUACAUUGUAGAAGAGACUGUUGGCCAAUAUCUUUCAAACCUCAAUCUCCAUGGAAAGUCUUUUGUCUCUGGUCUUUUGAUAGGACAGUGUUCUUCACAGAAGGAUUAUGUGAUUCUUGCCACUAGAACACCACCCAAGGAGGAAAAAAAUGAGAACCUCAGACAUCCCAAAGAUAAGUUGGAUAACUUGGACGAAGAAUGGGCCACAGAGCAUGCUACCCAGGUAUCCAGAAUGCUACCUGGGGGACUUCUAGUUCUUGGAGUAUUUAUUAUUACAACUUUAGAAAUGGGAAAUGAUUUUCAAAACACUCUGCGCAGACUAGUAUUUGCUGUGGAAAAAUCGAUGAACAAAAAAAGACUAUGGAAUUUCACAGAGGAGGAAGUCUCAGAUCGUGUGGCACUUCACCUUUGCUCUUCUACAAAGAAAAUAUCUUGUCGAACUUACGAUAUCCAUGAUCCAAAGAGUUCAGCAAAACCAGCGGAUUGGAAGUAUCAGAAUGGACUCUCAAGUUCAUGGCAUUCUUUAGAAUGUACAGUUCAUGUUAAUAUUCACAUCCCACUGUCUACUACUUCUGUCAGCUACACUCUGGAGAAAAAUACAAAGAAUGGACUUGCACGCUGGGCCAAGCAAAUAGAAGAUGGUGUUUAUUUGAUUAAUGGACAAGUGAAAGCUGAAGAUUGUGACCUGGUAGAAGGACAGAAAAAAUCUUUUAGAGGAAAUGCUCAAGCAAUCGGUCAUUCUUUUGAUGUCAGAGUGCUAACACAGUUGCUUUUGCCGUCUGACCACAGGUCCACAGCCACCGUCCAGGUCUGCAGCGGCUCGAUAAACCUGAAGGGCAUGGUGCAGAGCAGAGCAUACGUUCAUGGCCAUAAACCCAAGGUCAAAGAUGCUGUGCAGGCAGUGAAGAGAGAUAUAUUGAAUACAGUUGCUGAUCGUUGUGAAAUACUAUUUGAGGAUCUGCUUUUGAAUGAGACUCCAGAAAAAAAAGAUUCUGAAAAGGAGUUUCACAUCCUUCCUCACCGAGUUUUUGUCCCCAUUCUGGGAUCCGCAGUAAGGUUAUGUGAUUAUAAAUUUGACGAUGAGUCAGCUGAGGAAAUCAGAGACCAUUUUAUAGAGAUGUUAGAUCAUAGGAUUCAAAUAGAAGAUUUGGAAAUUGCAGAGGAAAUAAACACAGCUUGUAUAACUUCCUCUAUGAAUACUGAAGCUUCAUUGGACAGCACAGAUGAUGAACAACCAAAAGAACCAAUUAAAACUGCAAUAGUAUUGAAAAUUCAGCAAAACAUAGAUGUGGUUGCAGCAUUUGCAGUUGCAAUCUUCGCUGCGGUUAUCUCCUUUCAAUACUUCAGUGAUUAAUCAGGGUGAAGCACAAAGAGCUUCCUGAUCAUCCAGAGAACGCUGUCCAGCAAUUAUGAAUAAUAAAGAUGCCACCAAGCCAUUUGCAAUUAAGACAAUAGCAGCCAGAUCUGUUGCCAAACGCCUGUUAGGUGUGUUUCUAACUUAAUGUGAAAUCACCAGCUGCCUUGUUUAGCCCUGCUUCUAUCUGCUCAGGCUUACAAAAAUAAAGUUAUUUAUCUAGAUGGAACUAGAUGGAAGCUGCAUGUAACAAGUUGUUAUUAUUGUAUUUUUUUAAAUGCCCAAAAUGAUCAUUUAUUUUCGCAGAUUUUAGUCCUCUUGAUAUGUAUCACAUAUUCGUUAGGACAUUGAAAAUUUGAAUAGUCAGGGUUGGCUGAGGAUCUUAGUGAUAGAACAAUAGGAGAAAUUUCUUCCAAGUGGGAUAACACCUUACUAGGUGAGUUCAUACCGUAGGACCCUUCUAAUGUAUACCCAGUUCCAAAGUACCAAUCAAGUCCUGAUCAAAGUGAGAGCUUUCCAGGUUUGAAUUAGUAAGGAUUAUCGUAAAUCAUGUGCUUUCUCACAUUUGUUAUGUUAAAUAAGCCUUUUUCUUCCAGCAGUACCUAAGCCUAGGUAUUGUAAAACACCUAGAUCUUGAAUAAAAGUUUACCUUUGAAUGCAUCAGUAGGCUCAGAGAAAAUAGAGGAAAUCUCCAAGAACCAUGCCUUUAUUUUUCUUUCCCUACAAAAAUGAACACAUUUUGAGUUGGGAGUUGUGCAUACUGUGUUAAGCAGACAGGUGGCCUGUGGUUGCUGGGAUGGCAGAAACCAACUGCAGCACUGCUUUGGGCAGUUUACCUUAGGCCAGAAACACAGAGAUUAACCCAAGUCUGAGAUGCUACCCUGGCCAGGACAGUGGAAGUGGCCCUGAGUUUGGCAGAAGCAGGAUACAGGCCUAGGAUUCUCAUAGAAUGAGAUAAAGCAGUGUUUUCAUGGCGAGAUCACCAGGCACAAGUUGAAGCUAGUUAGCAUGAGAAAGAACCUAUAGAAAUAACCAACUAUGGGUUAAAUUCCCUAAGGUCUCAUCACCAACAUACAGGAAGGAUGGAACCACAGGCAGAUAUGCAAAAUAAAACAAAUGGAACUGCUAAAACUGCGAAAUGUUACUUGAAAUUAAAAAACAAAAAAUCUUAAGCAUGUUGAAUAUUAUAUUAGGCUGAGAUGAAAAGACAAUGAAUAAACUGGAAGCUAAAGCUAAGGAAAUGACCCAGUGCACAACAGGGAGAAAUGAGCUGCUGGAAGAUACAAACACUAAGAGGUAUGGAGGGAAGAAUUGUAAAGACUAGAAGCACCAGGGAGAGAAGACUAGAGGAUGGAGGAGUGAUAAUAUUUGAAGAAAUAAAAAGUUCCCACAUUGGCUGGAAAAACAUGAGUUCCUAAAUUCAGGAAAGCACAGUGUAUCCCACGCAUAUAUAGAUAAAGUUCAUGCCUAAAGCCAAUGUCACGUAAUUGCAAGAUACCAAACACAAGAUUUUAAAAACAAUCAAAGGAAGAAAAAGAUUAAU